This is a messenger RNA of Penicillium brevicompactum, 558 nucleotides long. RefSeq lists its product as uncharacterized. The coding region runs from base 1 to 558 and encodes 185 amino acids. NCBI's taxonomy places the organism in Eukaryota, Fungi, Ascomycota, Eurotiomycetes, Eurotiales, Aspergillaceae. The transcript has a single exon. The record is from RefSeq and is a predicted model, not a curated record.
AUGCCUCGUCCACACCUUUCGCAGGAUCCCUACAACCUGGAACGCAUGGGUAUAAUGGAAACGAUACACGAGGUCAUUUACCUCCUUCGUAAUACCACCAAUCGCGUUCCCCAAAUCAUCGACAUGCUAAAUGGAAUUUUUGGAAAGCUUCCCAAUGCAAUCUCAAGCUCUGCGUCGGAACGUGAUUACGAGUUCGAGAUAUGUACCCUUGACCUUGAGCAAACGAUUCCCACAUCUAUCUCGCGCAUUCGGCGCUCUGACGAUGAAAAUCUCAAGAGCUUUGCCAAGGAGCUCAUUGACUGCAUCCCUGAGAGCUUACAGAACCCUGCUCUAUGGGACCUUGAAGUCGGGGAGGCUACCUCAGAAGCUGGAAGUGCUGGGAGACAGCAUGUCCGUCGUGAAGAUGGCCAUCGACACUCUGAGUGCCAUCGCAGGGGAGUGAAUGACCACCAGACUGUCCACCAUCAAAGUCGUCAUCAUUCUCAAGCUGGUCAUCAUUCCAAUGGACAUGAUCCUAACUGCCCCGUUCACGGGCGUGGUCAUUACCGCCGCAGGUAG